Microdochium trichocladiopsis is the source of this 2130-nucleotide messenger RNA. RefSeq names its product succinyl-CoA synthetase-like protein. NCBI's taxonomy places the organism in Eukaryota, Fungi, Ascomycota, Sordariomycetes, Xylariales, Microdochiaceae. Gene Ontology annotation, biological process: tricarboxylic acid cycle. Gene Ontology annotation, cellular component: mitochondrion; succinate-CoA ligase complex (ADP-forming). Gene Ontology annotation, molecular function: succinate-CoA ligase (GDP-forming) activity; succinate-CoA ligase (ADP-forming) activity. The record is from RefSeq and is a predicted model, not a curated record. The transcript is spliced from 7 exons. Bases 1 to 2130 code for a protein of 709 amino acids.
AUGUCGCAAUUGGUUCGUGCUCCAGCCUUUCCGGCUUGCGUACCGAGGCUCGGCGCCGGCCUAGCCUCUCUCAAUAUCCGCACAUUCAGCUGUCUUGGCCCACGUCAAAAUGAGAGUAGCGGCACUCUCUCCAAUCUCACGAUUGGAAAGCACACUCGUGUCAUCUUCCAGGGCUUUACUGGACGGCAGGCCACGGCCAAUGCUCGUGAGUCCCUUGCCUGGGGGACUAACAUUGUCGGAGGUGUGAAGCCUGGAGGCGGAGGUGAACAUCUUGGACUGCCUGUACUCCCGUCUGUCAAAAAGGCGGUCGAGACCCUCAAACCGGAUGCCACCGGUAUCUAUGUUGCUGCUCACCAGGCCGCUGCUGCGAUAGAGGAAGCGAUUGAUGCAGAAGUACCGUUGAUUGUUGCUGUCGCCGAACACAUACCGCUCCACGAUAUCCUCCGAAUACAUUCCAUAUUGAAGACGCAGACUGCCUCGCGGCUUGUUGGAGCAAACUCACCAGGUAUCAUCUCCUCGGUCGGGAAAUGCAGGAUUGGCUUUCAGCCGUUGUCAUGCUUCUCGCCUGGCCGUGUCGGUAUAGUGGCCCGGUCGGGUACGCUAAGCUAUGAAACGGCUGCCUCAACCCUUCGCAGCGGUUUGGGUCAGAGCAUGUGUAUAGGAGUUGGCGGAGACAUUCUGCCAGGCACGACCAUUGUCGAUGGCCUCAAAGUUUUGGCAGAUGACCCGGACACGGAAGCUAUUGCGCUUGUAGGUGAAAUCGGUGGCCAUGCGGAGCUUGAGGCUGCGGAUUGGAUCCGACUGUACCGUGAAAGAACCGACAAUCCAAAACCCAUUGUAGCAAUCAUCGGCGGUCUCACAGCACCGCCUGACCGCAUCAUGGGUCAUGCCGGAGCUUUUUUACUUCCUGGGGAGCCAUCGGCGCUCGACAAAGUCAAGGCCUUGGAGAACGCCGGAGUCGCUAUCGUCAACCACCCCUCAAGAUUCGGGCCCGUUAUCAGUAAUUUACUCGCCGGAAGGCUGGUCUCGUCUGUUCAUGGUGUCGACAACAAAACAGGUCCUCAUGGCGGUGGCGCCGCCAAUCAGCAACAAACUCGGGGUCUGCACACCUUGGGCAGAUCUUGCCCAAGCUCCCGAACAGCUGAUUGUAGAACGAAGUUGUUCUCGCCACCUGUGCAUCCAAUUCGACAGCAGCAACGAAGCAUCAUACUCGCGCCUCAAACCGCCCUGAACCUGCUGAAGGGAAGAAACGUCGCGACGAACUUCUCGUCCGCAAAUGCCGACGCACCGCGGACAUUGGCAAUCACCAUCAACCGAUCUACCAGUAGCCCAAGUGUCUUUGUCAUUGCGGAUCACAAGCAACCCACCGAGGCUGCGAAAUUUGAUUUUGACUACCGUCAAGGGACGAGUAGUAUCUCUAUGGACGAUGUCGCUCGCGAGCUUGGAUUCAGUAAGGACUCAGUUGCAUCACUAAGGAGAACGGUUGAUGAGUUAGUGAGCCUUUUCACAGAGAAGGAAGCCUACUUGGUGGAGACGCGCGUUGUAGAGAACCGCGACGGUUCGGGGGAUUCGAGGGUGGAAAUUGUUUCUGCGAAGCUUGGCUUCGACGAUGCGGCAUUCCGGAGCUGCAAGCGGCAAGGGGAUAUCCAGAGUCUGCGAAACACGGACUCGGCGGACCCUGUGGAGCUCGAAGCUGAGAGAGACGGCAUAGUCUACAUCAAGCUGGAAGACGGCACGAUCGGAACCUUGGUGAAUGGCGCAGGGCUGGCCAUGAACACCGUCGACGCGCUUGCUGAUGCUGGUGGCAAGGCCGCGAACUUCCUGGACACGGGCGGCAAGGCUACAAGUGAAACAGUCAAGAGGAGUUUUGAGAUGAUCCUCCAAGACCAACGGGUUAAGUCCAUCUUUGUCAACAUCUUUGGUGGUCUGACACGCGGUGAUAUGAUCGCAGAAGGCGUCGUUCUGGCUUUCAAGGACCUGCAGAUGUCGGUACCUGUGGUGGUGCGCAUUAGAGGAACCAACGAAAAGGAGGGCCAGAAGAUCAUCAAAGAGAGCGGGCUUCCGCUGUUCGCAUUUGAUGACUUUGACGAGGCCGCUGCGAAAGUCAUCGAGCUGGCGGCGCAAAAGUAA